CAGAAUCGGGCAGCUGGUUUUCCUCGAUUCAGUCAUCGCUUGCAGCAGCACUGAGUUCGACGACGGUCGCCGGAUCAGUGCGUUUUUCCAUUUUCUUGUAGAGCAGUUUAGCCACACCCCACAACCAUGUCUGAUGAUGAAGAGUAUUCCUCUGAGGAGGAGGAGGUCGUCGAGGAGCAGCACGAACAGUAAGCCAGCAGCUAAGAGCGAGGGAGAUGAUCCCGAAUUCAUCAAGCGCCAGGAUCAGAAGCGCUCAGACUUGGAUGAACAGCUGAAGGAGUACAUCAACGAAUGGCGUAAACAGCGGUCCAAGGAAGAAGAUGAACUCAAGAGACUCAAGGAGAAACAAGCCAAGCGCAAGGUUUCCCGGGCCGAAGAGGAGCAGCGUAUGGCUCAGCGCAAGAAGGAAGAGGAGGAACGUCGUGUGCGCGAGGUUGAAGAAAAGAAACAGCGUGAAAUCGAUGAGAAGAGACGUCGUCUCGAAGAGGCCGAGAAGAAGCGCCAGGCGAUGCUGCAGGCCAUGAAGGACAAGGACAAGAAGGGACCGAACUUCACCAUUACCAAGAAGGACAGUUCCUUCGGUAUGUCCAAUGCUCAGAUGGAGCGUAACAAGACUAAGGAACAACUGGAGGAGGAGAAGAAAAUCUCCCUGUCCUUCCGUAUCAAGCCUCUGGAAAUGGACGGCAUGAGCGCAGCUGCUCUGCGUACCAAGGCCACCGAGCUGUGGGAGAGCAUCGUCAAGCUGGAGACCGAGAAGUACGAUUUGGAGGAAAGGCAAAAGCGUCAGGACUACGAUUUGAAAGAGUUGAAGGAAAGACAAAAGCAGCAGCUGAGACACAAAGCCUUGAAGAAGGGUCUGGACCCCGAAGCCCUCACCGGCAAAUACCCACCAAAGAUCCAAGUCGCCUCCAAAUACGAACGUCGUGUCGAUACCCGCUCCUACGAUGAUAAGAAGAAACUUUUCGAGGGUGGAUUUGACAAUCUAAACAAAGAAAGUCUCGAAAAGAUGUGGUCCGAGAGGAAGGAACAGUACGUUGGUCGCCAGAAAUCCAAACUUCCAAAAUGGUUCGGAGAGCGACCAGGCAAGAAGCCAGGAGACCCCGAGACCCCAGAAGGCGAGGACGAGGUCAAGCCUGAUGACGAAGAAAUCGAGGAAAUCGAGGUCGUCGAGGAAGUUGUUGAGGAAGAGGAGGAGGAGGAAGAGGAGGAAGAGGAGGAAGAGGAAGAGGAGGAGGAAGAGGAGGAAGAAGAGGAAGAGGAAGAAGAGGAGGAGGAAGAAUAAAUGUUCGAUCGUCAACGGUUUCCUUUUAGAGCUAUUGAUUAAGUCGGAAGCAUUAUUUUUCUACUACCAUUUCCAUACUAUUCCUCCAAUCAGCAGCGAACAAAGCAAGAAUCAUGAUGAUGAUGAUGACGAUACCAAUGAGCGAAAGCAACAGGAAGAAGCAGUACCAGCAGCAACAGCAACAGCAUCUACAACUAUGAUUGGAAUCAUCUCAAUUAACAUCUUUCAUGAACUUUAUUAUUUUAAUAAUUAUUUUAUUAUUUAAAGUCUCAUUAUAAAAACAAAUAAAAUUAUUUAUUAUAAACUGUAA
Ochlerotatus camptorhynchus is the source of this 1592-nucleotide messenger RNA. It is a transcript of the gene TpnT, whose product is annotated as Troponin T, skeletal muscle. Gene Ontology annotation, biological process: muscle contraction; regulation of muscle contraction; sarcomere organization. Gene Ontology annotation, cellular component: troponin complex. The coding region runs from base 134 to 1282 and encodes 382 amino acids. Lineage: Eukaryota; Metazoa; Arthropoda; Insecta; Diptera; Culicidae. The transcript is spliced from 11 exons. Gene Ontology annotation, molecular function: tropomyosin binding. The record is from RefSeq and is a predicted model, not a curated record.